GAAACGGGUGUCAAACAGAUAUCGCUGUGAUGUAAAAUCUAAAGCUUUUGUCAGCUUUAAGGCUGGAAAUAAUGUUUUGAUAUUAUAGACGAAGACACUUUGGUGAUCUUAUUGCAUUUAGGCGCAGAAUUUUCACUGAAGGCCGCAACGGAAAACUUGAGAGUUUCGUUCGAAAAGUCUAUUCUGCGGGAAGAAAAAAUUAUUCUUUAGAAGCUGUGAAAUGAGAACUUUCGACUAAAGCCCACAAAGGUGAUAAAAUCAUGUUUGAAAUUUGUCAAGUACUGCCUUAAGUUGGCGAUGAUUCCGACCAUCUUGAACAAACACAUACAAGGCCUUCAUCAAGAAGGUGACAAGGCGUACAAAUACCACGAAAGGACCUGUUUCUAUUUGAAAUAGUUUGGAACAACAUUGAUCAUGACAGGAGUUACAUUGGCUGAUGCGUAAAAGAUCUAUUCCAAACAAGUUAUUCAAUCUUCGGUAAGCACAAUGUCUCCCCAGAGUCUUGUGCUUCCUCUGUACAUCUUGGUAAAUAAUCUUCCACAAGUAAGCCCAAAGACGUCCCUUUAUGUAGGAGCAUUAUUUCCUCUGACGUCAGAGCACAAAGACGGAUGGACAGGCGGUAAUGGUAUUUUACCAGCCGCGCAAAUGGCGUUUGAUCACGUGAACAGAGCCGGGGUAUUGAAGCAUUAUCAGGUAAGAAUGAUUUGGAACGACACCAAAGGUUCACCUGGCUGGGCAGAACACAUCCUUUUUGAAUUCCUUCAUAAAGAGCCUCGUAAAAUAAUGUUGCUUGGAGCUGGGUUCUCGUCAUGUAGCACAGUAGUUGCGGCUUUGGCUGGACUUGAUCAAUGGGCGAUACCACAGAUAUCAUAUUCCAGUACAUCACCAGAGCUGUCUGUAAAGAAGAGCUAUCCGUAUUUUUACCGCACGAUACCAGAUGACACUUCAUUUAACGAACCUCGGAUCGCUUUACUAAAAACAUUCAAAUGGAGUCACGUUGGUACCAUCUUUCAGGAGGAGGACAUACACAGAACGGCUAUAACUGAUCUUCAAGCUCUGUUUUGGGAGAAUGGUAUCAUUAAACUUUCUUCCGAGAGUUUCAGAGAAGAUGCGCAUGCCCAGAUGGAGAAUAUAAAGAAAAGAGGAGCAAGAAUCAUCCUAGCUAACUUUUUUGGUAAAGGCGCUCGACAGGUUUUUUGCGAGGCGUACAAACUGCGCAUGUACGGUGCAAAGUACGUUUGGAUUCUUCUGGGGUAUAUAGAGAGAAACUGGUGGCUAGUUAACGAUUCCAGUAUCACGUGUACGCCAGGGCAGUUGUUUGAGGCUAUGGAUGGUCACCUAGCAACAGAUUACUUGUGGAGUACUGGGUCAGAAGCAAAAACAGCUUAUGGAAAGACAGUUGAAGAUUUCCAAGCUGAAUACGAAGCCAAAGUCUCUCCAGAGGCACGUGAUGUUCAUCGUGGUUAUGCAUAUGACGCAGUGUGGGCCAUGGCUUUAGCACUGAAUAGGACCAUCCCCAAGCUGGCCACGCCUUUAGAUAAGGUGCCAUAUGGAGACAGGUCCCUAUCAGUUGAAAUUACAAAAGCUCUUCGAGGAACCAACUUUUCAGGGGUUACGGGCCCUGUUGGUUUCACCAGCAAAGGAAACAGAGCUGGAGAUACACAAAUAGUUCAAAUGAAAGAUGGGAGGUUCGUAACCGUUGGACUAUAUCGCAUAAACACGGGCGAGAUAACUUGGAAUGACUACGAACCUAUCACAUGGAAAGGUGGAUCGCCCCCACGGGACAAAACCAAACUGGUUUAUGAGCUAAUGUCAGUAUCUGUUUCACUGUUUACAUUUAUGGCGGUGCUGACGUCACUGGCUAUAGUAAUCUCUCUGUUCUUCUUGUGGUUCAACAUUACCAAGAGAAAUGUCAGGUUCAUCAAGAUGUCUAGUCCUAAUCUGAACAAUUCUGUUCUACUGGGUUGCACGUUAAGUUACAUCUCAGUGUUUCUGUUUGGUUUGGAUGGCGGAUUUAUCUCUGAUGGUUACGAGAUGAUAUGUGCGAGCAGAGCCUGGACUCUCUCUCUUGGCUUCAGUCUUGCAUAUGGCGCCAUGUUUUCUAAGACCUGGCGAGUACAUUUGAUAUUUACCAACAAGAAACUAAAACGAAAGGUUGUAAAAGAUCGCCAUUUAUUCGCUGUUGUUUGUCUGCUUGUAAUUGCUGACGUCAUCUACCUCACAGUCUGGCAACUAACGGAUCCUAUGACAAGAAUUGUGCGCGAGUUUAUAAAAGAGUCUUUAGAUACCGACUUAGACGUUACACUAGUGAAGCAGCUGGAGCUGUGCGAGUCUCGAUUAACAUACCGCUGGCUAGGUGUACUGUGUGGUUACAAAGGACUUCUCUUAUUAUUUGGGGCGUUCCUUGCAUGGGAAACAAGAAACGUUUCGAUACCUGCGCUAAAUGAUUCCAAGUACAUUGGUAUGUCUGUGUACAAUGUGUUUAUCCUGUGUGUUAUUGGUGCGCCGAUAUCAUUGGCCAUGAGUGAAGAACCAGAUGCUUCGUUUUCUAUUAUCUCUGUUUGCAUUAUCAUCUGUACCUCUAUCACUCUGUGUCUUGUAUUCAUACCGAAGGUACUCGAGAUGAAACGUAUCAGACUGGUUGGUGAGGAAUUGUGCCGAACGUUUACUACCAAUAAUUUAGUUAUUGAAACAAACAGCACUAUACCAACAAUGGAAAUUGAGACAGAACGACAAUUAAUAGAGCUUAAGAGGAAAAUGGCUGAUAAAGACAAAGAGAUCAGGGAGCUGAGGCUUCGCUUAAUGAACUCUCCAAGUGGGGGCAAACAAUCCCACAAGAUACAAAUAAGCAGUGCAGAGGAAAUAACACCCAUCGAUGAGGCUUAGAUGGCCGAGGCGCCCUAGUAAUAAUAACUUUAGGGCACACUUGUGUGAACUCCAAAUUAAAGCGUCGGUCAUCAGACAGUGGCGAGUGAUGAUCGUGAGCGGGCACGGGAUAUAAAUUGUACAUUCCCACUAUGAGAGUGUAUUCCCUUGAAUCGUCAGUCAGAAAGACGUGGAAAACUGUUUGAAUAUAAUUUGAUUUAGGAACGAUUGCUUUGUGAAUUGAGGACCCUGGACCUGUUAGCGAUGACUAAAUACGGCCAAACUGAGCAGUCAGAGGUUGAGCAAACCGUCACCUUGUUGACGAUAUCAAGUGAUUUGAAGAUCUAUCGGGAACUGCGACGUUUUGAAAAUGAGCAAUUGUACUUCAAUCCAAGAUAUUCAUGAACAACAACCAAGGAAACAUUAUGCACGAACAUGAUUUUAAAAAUCAUUUUUAAUACUAAAGAAAUUUUGAAGCCAUAAAAGUGAAGUAGAGGUAAAAUCAUGAAAUAAACUAUUGUAUUGAAUGAGAAGACAUAUUCACCUUAAACUUUUAAGAGUAAGGUAAAUCAGAGGCUCAUUAACAGAGCGAAAUAAGUAAAGGCGCGAUAGCUUCGAUAGAGUGAAAAAGAGAGGGAGGUUUGGGUCGAGCUUACGCGAGCUGACCCAAGCCUCGCUCGCUGUUUCACUCGUCCGCUUUUUUCCUAUCGCGCUUCGUUUCACCAAGUGGACGCCUAGAACGCCACACAAUGACCCAGCCAUGUCUGGAACCCACACCUCUUUGAAAAUUUUGACUCUGGCGGACUUACGUCAGGCCACCGCUUAUCAUUCUUCGAGAUUUCAUUGACUUUUACUUCCCAAUUUCCUUUCUUUUGGUUGUCAUGUUUCCCCGCGGGGAUUAAUAAUGGUAACUGAACUGGAUGGAAUUCAAUUUGGUCUGAAAUUAUUCACAAGAACUCAAUAUCAAUUGAGUGCGCAUGAUUUCAGAAGAAUCAGCCCAACAGAACUGCACGACACAAAGUUCAGUUACUACUUUAUUAUAUUUUGAAAUCGCAAAAUUGAAUCGCUCAAUACAAGUUUUUGUUACUCUGUGCAAAUAUGUUGUUGAUCCAGUAUAUUGGGCUGGUUUGUAGAAAGUUGCAAGAGUUAUCUCACUUUCCUGCAAUUUGAUUUACACUCAAACAAUCCUUGAUAUUUGAUUGGUUGUUGUGUUUUAGUAAAGCUGUCUCACUAGUCGGAAAAAGGAUGCGAUUAAGGGCAUAAAACGGUGCGAUUUGUGAAUAAAUCGCAACUGUAAGAGCUAAUCAGAUUGCAAGGAUCACAAGUGAUGUAAUGAAAAGAUUAACGAAACCUUCGAAAGAGCGUUGCGUGGUAGCCUUAAGCGCAGCCACGAGAAAGACAAAUCUUUGCCGCUCAGCAUUGAGCCUAUUCUGAUCGGUAAGUCUCGUGUCGG
Molecule: messenger RNA, 4318 nt
Organism: Stylophora pistillata
Lineage: Eukaryota; Metazoa; Cnidaria; Anthozoa; Scleractinia; Pocilloporidae
Product: gamma-aminobutyric acid type B receptor subunit 1
Biological process (GO): gamma-aminobutyric acid signaling pathway; G protein-coupled receptor signaling pathway
Cellular component (GO): membrane; G protein-coupled receptor heterodimeric complex
Molecular function (GO): G protein-coupled GABA receptor activity
Source: RefSeq, a predicted model, not a curated record